AUGGGAGCAAAUUGUUCUCUUUUGCCAGUUGCAUGUUCAUUUUGUGGUCAGUCUAAAAAAGAGAAAGCUGUACAGGUUUUGGAUGAAGUUUCCAUCACAGGAAUUGUAAAUUAUAUAAAAUCUGACAAAUGUCAAAAAAUAGUUGUAAUGGCAGGUGCUGGCAUAUCAACAUCUGCGGGAAUUCCAGAUUUUCGUUCUCCAGGUUCUGGAUUAUAUGAUAAUUUGGGAAAAUACAAGUUACCUCAUCCGCAGGCAAUAUUUGCAAUUGAUUAUUUUAAAGAAAAUCCCGAGCCUUUUUUUCAUUUGGCCAAAGAAUUAUUUCCCGGUUCGUAUAAACCUACCGUUGCUCAUUAUUUCGUUCGAUUGCUUCACGAAAAAGGUUUACUUCUACGACAUUACACUCAAAAUAUAGACGGUUUGGAAAAAUUAGCCGGGAUUCCUUCGGAAAAAGUUGUCGAAGCUCACGGAACGUUUUACACGUCUCAUUGUUUAUCUUGUAAAAAAAAAUAUUCAUUGGAAUGGAUGAAAAAUAAAAUUUUCACAGAAAAAGUGCCAUUGUGUGAAGAUUGCAAAGGCGUCGUGAAACCGGAUAUUGUUUUUUUCGGCGAAAACCUUCCAAAUCGAUUUUUUUCCCUUUCCGAAGAGGAUUUUCCCAAAGCUGAUUUACUCAUUAUUAUGGGUUCUUCUUUAGCCGUUCAACCCUUUGCUUCAUUAGUUGACAGAGUCAAUUCUAAUUGUCCCAGAUUACUUCUUAAUAGGGAAAAAGCAGGGCAGAAAGAUAAAUUCAUGUCUAUUUUCGGAUUGGGGGGUGGUCUGGAUUUAGAUUCCGAUAAAAAUUACAGGGAUGUCGCGUUUUUAGGGGAUUGCGACGAACUAUGCGAACAACUUGUGGAUUUACUCGGUUGGAAACAAGAAUUCGAUGAAAUUAUUAAAAAAAGUGACGAACAAGAAAAUUACAUGAAAUCUAAAGGAGAGCUUUUUAAAUUUGACAUGAGUAAUAUGAGAAAUAUUGUGUGA
Messenger RNA from Pediculus humanus corporis (human body louse), 1017 nucleotides. Its product is annotated as NAD-dependent deacetylase sirtuin-2, putative. The transcript is spliced from 5 exons. Gene Ontology annotation, molecular function: NAD+ binding; histone deacetylase activity, NAD-dependent. The record is from RefSeq and is a predicted model, not a curated record. NCBI's taxonomy places the organism in Eukaryota, Metazoa, Arthropoda, Insecta, Psocodea, Pediculidae. The coding region runs from base 1 to 1017 and encodes 338 amino acids.